AAGACGACGAGAGAGAGAGAGAGAGAGAGAGAGACGAAAACCCUAAUAAACUUCGCCUACCCCUUUUUAAAUACAGAGGCAUGGAGGGACUUGAUACUGUUUGAACAAAAUAAACUGAAAUCUGCAAAAAUCAUGCCUUCGGAGGCGGAAUUAACAUGGACGACUUGGGAAGAGCUGUUGCUGGCGUGCGCCGUGAAGCGCCACGGAACCAAGGACUGGGGCUCUGUCGCCAUGGAACUACAGGCUCGAAGCUCUCUCUCUCUCCUCUUCACCUCCCAAGUCUGCAAAAACAAAUACGACGACCUUAGACGCCGUUUCACGGAAAAAGAAACCGACGAUGUCGUCGAUACUAUUCCCUGGCUCGAGGAGUUGCGAAAACUCCGAGUUUCUGAGCUUAAACAGGAGGUUCACCGAUACGAUCUUUCGAUCCAGUCGUUACAGCUGAAGGUGAAGAGCUUGGAGGAAGAACGCGAACGGAGCUUGAAGGAGAACGAAAACGACGACGGAGAACCAGAUCUGGGAAAGAAUUUGGAGGAGAGAUCAGCAAAUGAAAAAAACGAUGACGCAAGGGCGCCGGAGCUCGCCGUCGGCGACGUCUCCGACAGAGAGAACCGAUCGUUCAACGAGUCUUGCUCGACGGCGAACCGGCCCGCCGGAUUGGAAGGACGUGCAGAGCCGGAACCGGUGGGGACCAGUGGGUUCAAGCCGGAUCCGGUCUCGAGUGACUCGAAACCGGCCAGUGAGGACUCCUACAACGAUAGCUCCAGCACGGUGGCUGCUAAACAAGCGGCGGCGGCGAAGGUGAGUCGGGAGAAGAAAGGUGGUGAGUUAGCCGGGUUACGAGACUCGGUAGAGGGGUCGAAGGAUGGGGUGAAGGAGAGCAGCGACGUGCAGAGCUCGGCGAGUUUGACCAGGAAACGACGCCGUGAGAAGGAAGUUUCCGGUGGUGGCAAGCCGGUGGUGUCUCCCGCCACCAUCAAAAGGGAAGGCGUGAAAUCAGAGCCGUUGGUUGGGCUUUUAGAUAUUAUCCGAUCGCAUAAACACGGCUCGAUGUUUGAGCGCCGGCUUGAAUACCAGAUUCACAGGGACGAGUACAAGAACAUGGUCCGAACCCAUAUGGAUCUCGAAACAAUCCGAACCAGACUCGAAAACGGUUCCUACUCUUAUUGCACCACCAAAUUCUACCGUGACCUCCUUCUCCUCUUCACCAAUGCUAUAGUCUUCUUCCCCAGAGCAUCCAUUGAAUCUGUCACAGCCCAUGAACUUCGUGACCUCGUUCUGGAAGAAGUAAAGAAACAGAAAUCAACCCAAAGAUCCCAUUCUUCUUCACCAGACCCGGCUCCAUCGAACCCAACCUCACUCGAAACCAAACCCGACCCGCGAAAACCCGAGUCAUUGUUGGCGAAGGACAAGUCUUCCGGUCCCAUACUGGUAUGCCGCAAACGCAGUUCCAUCUCAGCGAAAACUUCACAACCGACAGACGGAAAACCGAAUCUCAAUCCCAACGCACCUGCGAAAAAUUCGUCGAAUUUGAAGGGAGAGGAGAGUCGAAAAACGAACGAGAGGCCCGCGACGGGCACGAGAAGCACGAGGAGCAACAAGGGCAGCCAAACGAUCACAAGUCCUCCCGAUUCGAAAACCAAUUCUUUGGCGGGUAAAGCAGGGAAUGUAAUGCGAAACGACAAGAAGAAGAAGAAGAAGAACGAGGUGGCUGCGGCGGCGGUGAAGAAGCAAGGGGCGGCGGAUUUCUUGAGGAGGAUUAAGAGGAAUUCGCCGUUGAAAAGCGGGGGAGGCGAGGGUAAUAGUGGUGGCGGGAGGCGAGAAAAUAUGAAGAGAGGGGAUGGAAAGAAAGAGACUCCGUUGGUGAAGCCAGGCGGCAGCAGGAAGCGGAGGAAGGAGGAGAGCAGCCCAUUAAAGCAGCGAGGAGCUGGAAGGCCAUCUAGGAAAGGGCCGGCGGAGGGAGGUGGGAGAAAGCGGGGGAGGGAAGGCGGGGGAGCGGAGGCGGGUUCGAAACAGACUAGGAAACGGUCGAGGAGGUGAGAAAUAUUGGGUUAGCCCGUCCGGACACCUGAGAUAUUCAACAGAAAAUUAGCUGUGGGUUAUGUAAAUUUCUUGUAGGAUCUUCUUGUGAUACGUACUCCUCUGUUAGGCUCGAUCUGUAUUAAAUUAUUUAUAUUUUCUUUGUACCAGAGGAUGAAGUGAAGUUUUGGUAUGCAUCAUGAUCACCAGAAAUAUUAGCUUUAC
Molecule: messenger RNA, 2244 nt
Organism: Rhododendron vialii
Lineage: Eukaryota; Viridiplantae; Streptophyta; Magnoliopsida; Ericales; Ericaceae
Exons: 3
Coding region: 133-2040 (635 amino acids)
Molecular function (GO): protein binding
Source: RefSeq, a predicted model, not a curated record